Varanus komodoensis (Komodo dragon) is the source of this 1901-nucleotide messenger RNA. It is a transcript of the gene CEL, whose product is annotated as carboxyl ester lipase. Gene Ontology annotation, cellular component: cell surface; postsynaptic specialization membrane; synapse. Bases 146 to 1822 code for a protein of 558 amino acids. Gene Ontology annotation, biological process: presynaptic membrane assembly; modulation of chemical synaptic transmission; chemical synaptic transmission. Gene Ontology annotation, molecular function: sterol ester esterase activity; signaling receptor activity; neurexin family protein binding. The transcript has 11 exons. The record is from RefSeq and is a predicted model, not a curated record. Lineage: Eukaryota; Metazoa; Chordata; Lepidosauria; Squamata; Varanidae.
CAGACCUACCAUUUGCAUUGAUUUCUGCGCAGAAACGGUGGUGGCGUUGCUCGCUCCUCCCCUUUGCUGGUGCAGUAAAAACUCAUGCCUGACUCAGGGUAUAAAACACCCAAGAGUACUGAGGCAGCCCUACUCAGACCACAGCAUGGCUCGCUGGGACAUCGUGUGUCUUGCCUUCGCCUUCUGCCUGGGUGCAGCAGGAGCUGCAAAGCUGGGCAUUGUGAACACGGAAGGCGGCUUUGUGGAAGGUGUCAAUAAGAAGCUGGGCCUUUUUGGGGACUAUGUGGACAUCUUCAAAGGAAUCCCCUUUGCAGCACCUACAAAAACCCUGGAAGACCCUCAGCCACACCCUGGCUGGCCAGGCACCCUGCAGGCCAACGAGUACAAGAAGCGCUGCCUGCAGUCCACACUUACCCAGACAGAUGUCCGUGGCAGUGAAGAUUGUCUCUAUCUGAACAUCUGGGUCCCCCAAGGGAAAAAGGAAGUCUCCACCAACCUGCCAGUGAUGGUCUGGAUUUAUGGGGGAGCCUUUCUCUGGGGGGGUGGACAAGGCCCCAACUUCCUGAAGAACUACCUCUACGACGGGGAGGAGAUCGCCACCCGCGGAAACGUCAUUGUGGUGACCUUGAACUACCGCCUCGGACCACUGGGCUUCCUCAGUACAGGAGAUGCCAGCCUUCCCGGCAACUAUGGCCUGAAAGACCAGCACAUGGCCAUUGCCUGGGUCAAGAGGAACAUCAAGAACUUUGGCGGUGACCCCGACAACAUCACCAUCUUCGGGGAGUCAGCUGGAGCCACAAGCGUCUCCUUGCAGACACUGUCACCGUACAACAAAGGACUGAUCAGACGGGCCAUCAGUCAGAGUGGAGUCGGGCUCUGCACUUGGGCCAUUCAGAAGAAUCCUCUCUUCUGGGCCACCAAGAUAGCACAGCAUGUGGGCUGCCCCACAGACAACACAACGGUCCUGGCAAACUGUUUGAAGGUCACCGACCCCAAAGCACUGACGCUUGCCUACCACCUGAACGUGCUUAACCUGCGCUACCCGCUUGUCCACUAUCUCGCCUUCUCGCCCGUGGUGGAUGGCGACUUCCUCCCGGAUCACCCCGAGAAGCUCUUUGCCAACGCCGCUGACAUCGACUACAUCGCUGGCGUGAACAACAUGGACGGGCACUUCUUCGCCGGCAUCGACAUGCCUGCCCUCAACCGCCCGCUAGUGAAGAUCACGGCGGAGGAAGUGCAGAAUGUGGCGACGGGGCUGGCCGUGGAGAAGGGAGAGGCCGGGGCAAAGGCCGUCUUCUCCCUGUACAGCCAGGUGUGGAGCAGCACCGUGGACCAAGAAGUCAUGAAGAGGACCGUCGUGGACAUGGAGACGGACUACAUCUUCCUGGCGCCCACCCAGCGGGCACUGCAGCUGCACAGCCAGCAUGCCAAGACGGCAAAGACAUACAGCUACCUGUUCUCCGAGCCGUCGCGGAUGCCCGUCUACCCCAGCUGGGUCGGGGCAGACCACGCCGACGACCUGCAGUACGUCUUUGGGAAACCCUUUGCUACUCCACUGGGCUACAAGUCUCGGCACCGGACCGUGUCCAAGGCCAUGAUCGCCUACUGGACAAACUUCGCCAGGACAGGUGACCCUAGCAAAGGGUUCUCAGACGUCCCCAUUGCUUGGGUGCCCUACGACAUUCAGGAUGGUUACUACCUGGAGAUCAAUGACAAAAUCAACAUUCAGUCCGUGAAACAAGGGCUGCGGUCACCUUACGUGGAUUUCUGGAACAAGGCCUACCGCAGCCUGCCAGAUGUCCCUGUGACCCUGGACCUGUAGCAGCACCAGUGCGGGAACAACCGCCUCCAUUUGUAGAAGAGCGGAAGGCAAGCUCUGAAUAAAUCGAUCUUAACUCUUC